Molecule: messenger RNA, 4960 nt
Organism: Hypanus sabinus (Atlantic stingray)
Lineage: Eukaryota; Metazoa; Chordata; Chondrichthyes; Myliobatiformes; Dasyatidae
Gene: myom2b
Product: myomesin 2b
Exons: 36
Coding region: 16-4413 (1465 amino acids)
Molecular function (GO): protein binding
Source: RefSeq, a predicted model, not a curated record
AGACACCUGAUCACCAUGGCAACAACGAUAUUGCCUUUUUACCAGAAGAGGCAUAAACAUUAUGGCUAUGACUACCGCAGCACUGACAGAAGCCUCGUCACGCAGUACACUAGCAAAAGCAGCACAACUAAAAGGUCUUUAUCGGAACUUCAAGCAUCUUCAGCUGCAUCCCAUACAGCCAAAUUCAGUCCAUGUGCCAAGAGGGUCUGCCAUUACCCCAUGGAAGAGGUUCCAGAAUACACUGUGCCCUCAUUUACAAGCAGAGAAGGUGAAGAGGAAUCACCGAGGGUUAAAGCGAGAUCCUUUCCAUAUGGCACCAAGCUCAGGGCCAUGGAGGAUGAGAUUGCCAGGCUGAGCAGAUCUGCUCAUGAAAAAGUGGACAGGCUGGCUCUUAAAAGAAUGGAAGAGGAGAGGACAGCGCUGCAGAGACACAUCCGUGAGGACUUGGUAUGCCGUGCUCCUGAAUUCCUGGUCCGUUUACGGUCCCACACAGUCUGGGAGAACUCCUUUGUGAAGUUGUUUUGUACUGUCCAAGGAUUUCCGACGCCCCUGGUCAGAUGGUAUAAAGAUGACAUCUACAUUGACCAGACAGGAAUACCAGCCAAAUACAGGAUGGAUAGUUAUCAUGGUGUCCACUCCUUGGAGAUUAACAGAUGCUCGACAAACGACACAGCGCAGUACACGGCUGUGGCCUUCAACAUCCACGGGGAGGCUUCGUCCUCUGCUGCCGUCAUUGUCAAACGAUUCCGAGGCGAUGAAGAACCUUACCACUCGGUCCUGCUGCCAGUGAAACUUCCACUGUUGUCACCCCCUACUUUCACACAGAUAGACAUCCAGUACAGUGAGAAGUUUGGGGUGAGCUUCGGAACUGAAGGGGAGACAAUGAUCCUGACCUGCCGAAUGAUCCUGACUCCGAACAUCCACCGACUCCAACCGGAAGCCAUUUGGUACAGGGAUGAUGUUGAGAUAAAGAAGUCGAAGUGGGCCUCGAUGCAGUAUGCAGACGGCACUGCCAUCCUCACCCUGCCUCACCUGAAUAAAGAUGACGAGGGCCUGUACACCUUGCGCCUGAUUACCAGGGGCGGCAUUUCCCAGCACAGUGCCUACCUGUUUGUGAGAGAUGCUGCUGCCCCAGUGGCUGGAGCCCCAGGAGCACCAAUGGAUGUCAUGUACUACGAUGCCAAUAAGGACUACGUCAUCCUCACCUGGAAACCACCAAAUGUCACCCAUGAGAGUCCUGUGAUUGGAUAUUUUGUCGAUAGGUGUGAAGCUGGGACAGACAACUGGGUCCAGUGUAACGAUGCUCCGGUUAAAAUCUGCAAGUAUCCCGUGACUGGCUUGUUUGAAGGCCGGUCCUACAUCUUCCGUGUACGAGCUGUUAAUAAGAGUGGGAUCAGCAAGCCUUCCAGAGUCACGGAUGCUGUGACAGCUUUUGACCCCGCUGACCUCGCGAGGCUUCAGACCAUCCACUAUGAUGCAAGUAGGCAGAUCGUGAUUUCCCAGGAUGACCUGGAAGGCGAUGUAAAGAUCCCUGGCUCACCCACGAAUGUGCACGCAGCCGAGACCAACAAGAAUUACAUCGUGCUCAGCUGGGAACCCCCAGAUCCACGGGGCAGGGAUCCACUCAAGUACUACAUUGAGAAGACAAUGGCCGGCAGCUCCUCCUGGCAAAGGGUCAACAUGGAGAUUGCCACGAGAUCACCACGACUUGCAAUCUUUGAUCUGGCUGAAGGGAAGUCCUAUCAAUUCCGUGUCUUUGCGGUGAACAAGUCUGGUAUGAGCGAACCAUCGGCAUCCACUGAGCCAAUCCUGGUUCAGGAUCACAUCGAGAUCCCGUCUCCUCCAAGUGCUGUCCGAUGUGCGAGAAACACCAGGCAUUCGGUAGUCGUUCAGUGGCUGCCUCCCAAGAAGGGCAGUGAGCUGAUUGGUUACUACGUUGAUUCCUGCCUACUGGGAACCAAUGAUUGGCAGCCGUGUAACCAUAAACCGGUGAAAUAUACCAGAUUUGUAGUUCAUGGCCUAAUCAAUGGACACAAGUACAUCUUCCGUGUGAAAGCCGUAAACGCUGUGGGAGUCAGUGAACUCUCUCAGGAGUCGGAGCCCAUCGUUGUCCAAGCAGCUCUAACCAUCCCAUCAUCGCCCUACGGUAUAACCCUCCUCGACUGUGCCAAUGACUCCAUGACACUGGGCUGGAAGGUGCCCAGGUUUACUGGGGGAUCAGAUAUCACUGGGUACUUCAUGGACCAUCGUGAAGUUACGGAUCUCAAAUGGCAUGAGAGUAACAUUAAAGCAAUCACUGGAACGGUUUAUAAGGUUGAACAUCUGAAGGAAGGCUCUUUCUAUGAGUUUAAGGUCAGCGCCAUGAACCUUGGUGGUGUGGGUAUCCCUUCAGAGUGCAGUCGACCUUUCAAAUGUGAAGCUUGGACCAUGGCCGAGCCAGGACCAACUUACGACUUGACCUUCUGUGAACUGAGAAGCCACUCCCUGGUGAUCCUGUGGAAGCCACCGAUCUAUACCGGCAGUAGUGAUGUCACUGGCUACUUGGUGGACAUCUGUGAACUGGGCUCAGAAGAGUGGAGAACUGUGACAGAACAGCCCGUAAGCACCCGCUACCUGAAGGUUACUCAGUUGGAGGAAGGGAAGAGAUAUAUUUUCAAAGUACGAGCAGUGAACUCGCAUGGAGCAGGGAAGCCAUCUGAGCCUUCAGAGCCCGUGCUGGUUCACACCAGACCAGGAACCAAAGAGAUUUCGGCAGGUGUGGAUGACAACGGCAACAUCUAUAUGAGCUUCCAAUGCUCUGACAUGACCGAUGCCUCCCAGUUUUCCUGGGGCCUGGCCUACGAGGACAUCACUGACUUCUCCCGGGUUCACGUUGAAACAGAGGGUGACACAUCCAAGUUGAUCUUUAAACACCCGGACAUGUCAGACUUGGGAACAUACUCUGUUGCUGUCUCAGACACGGACGGUGUCUCUUCCAGCUAUGUCUUGGAGAAGGAAGAACUGGAACGCUUGCUGGCAUUGAGUCAUGCGAUUAGGCAUCCAACGAUCCCAUUGAAACAUGAAUUAUCCUAUGAAGUCUUUGAAAAAGGGCAAGUCCGUUUUUGGCUUCAAGCUGAGCAUUUAUCAGCUGAAGCUCGGUGCAAGUUCAUUGUCAAUGAUCUGGAACUGCAAGACAGCAAGGAACACAAGAUAACUUUUGAUAAAUCUACUGGUAUCAUUGAGAUGGUUAUGGAACAGUUCACAAGUAAGAAUGAAGGAACUUAUACGGUUCAAAUUGAGGAUGGAAAGGCCAAAAACCAGUCCUCACUGGUUCUGAUUGGAGAUGCAUUUAAGGUUGCUCUGGCAGAAGCAGAAUUCCAAAGGAAAGAAUUCCUGAGAAAACAAGGUCCCCAUUUUGCAGAGUACAUGCGCUGGCAUGUGACAGAUGAGUGUCAAGUUGAGCUGACAUGCAAGGUGGCAAACACACAGAGGGAGACAGUGUUCGUUUGGUACAAGGACUCUGUGCCCGUUACUGUUGAAGAGCCGCCUAAUUUUGAGACAGGAGUGUGCAAGAUGCCCCUUCCAGAGUUCUCCAAGAAGGACAUGGGCGAAUACCAGAUGACACUGAAGGAUGAGAAAGGUCAAGAUGUCUCCGUACUUCAAGUGGCUGGGAAAGUGUACGAGGAGAUUGUUCAGGAGGUCAGCAGAAUCAGUGGGCUAUCUGCUUCUGAGCUGAAGAUAAAGUGCACCCCAGAAGGAAUAAGGAUCCUGUCCUUCCUGAAGUACUACAUGGAGGAUAUGAAGGUUUUCUGGUAUCACAAAGAUUCGAAGAUUGCUUCAUCUGAAAAGAUGAGAAUCGGUGGAAGUAAUGACCAGGUUUGGAUGCAGAUCUGUGAACCCACAGAGAAAGACAAGGGAAAAUACACCAUGGAGAUCUUUGAUGGCAAAACCUCUUACAAACGGAACCUGGACCUGUCAGGAGAGGCUUACACUGAGGCAUAUAAUGAAUUCCAGAGACUCAAAGCCGCAGCGUUUGCAGAAAAGAAUCGUGGCAAAGUUCUAGGUGGAUUGCCUGAUGUGGUCACCAUAAUGGAAGGCAAGACACUGAGCCUCACGUCCACCGUGUUUGGAGACCCAAUUCCUGAGGUGACCUGGUUGAAGAAUGACAAGGACCUGGAGAUGAAUGACCACCACAGCUCGACCCUCGAACAGGGAAAGUUUGCCUCCCUCACCAUCAAAUCUGUCACCACAGAGGAUUCAGGGAAAUACAGCAUUAACGUCAGGAACAAGUAUGGUGGUGAAACGAUUGAUGUCACUGUAAGUGUCUACAAACAUGGAGAGGCAGUACCUGAGGUGAAGAGAGGGGUUGUCCUUCCACCAGACUCCAAGCCUGCAGAACCUUCAAAGAGUUCAAAGUCUGCCAGGAGAAAGUGAUGACCUAUUGUAAACAUGGCAUGAACUGCAGUGAAUAAUUACCCAUGAAGCUUAAUGUAGAAUAUAAACUCUAGGAUUAGAAGUGUCAAUCUUAAUCUGCAGCAUCGUAUUUUUAUUCUUUGGAUGGUGCUCAAUUCUCAAAUGUCAGGUCAGUUGGAGGAAUUUCUCUGCUCUGGCCCUCCUGGUGGUUGUUGGCAAAAAUCACUCAUUUACCUGUUUAAUGUUAAUCAACUGCCCGACAAAACUAGGAAUACCAGAGCACAAAUAUUCCACUAUAGUCUCCUUGCUGAAUUAUGCCUUUCCCUGGCUGUUUACAGAGAAAUAUAGUUUGUAAAUGCACCUUGUGGCAGUAACAUUGUACCUACGGAGAAGGGAAUAAUAUUAAUCUCACACCCUUCCAAAUCAAUUGUUACAACAAAACCAGCUACCACCAACCCAUGGCUGCACUUCACUCCCUCUGUAAUCACAUUACUUGACUAAUCUUGUGUUUUGUUUGUCGUGCUUUGCAUCAAUAAAAAUUGCCUUUCACGGCAAUGUUUAACCCUCA